This is a messenger RNA of Gekko japonicus, 785 nucleotides long. RefSeq names its product polyglutamine binding protein 1 (gene PQBP1). NCBI's taxonomy places the organism in Eukaryota, Metazoa, Chordata, Lepidosauria, Squamata, Gekkonidae. Gene Ontology annotation, molecular function: lipid binding; protein binding. The record is from RefSeq and is a predicted model, not a curated record. Bases 125 to 742 code for a protein of 205 amino acids. Gene Ontology annotation, cellular component: cytosol; plasma membrane. The transcript has 7 exons.
CGUGCAUAGAGGCAAGCAGGACGGUGGCUUCUGAGGGUCGAAAAGGUUUGGAAGCGUCGUUUGAAUCAGAGGCGCCUGUGCGGGAGAAAGGCGGGUCCAUCUAUCCCGGUUUGUGUCGUUCCGGAUGCCGCUGCCGGUGGCACUCCAGUCCCGCCUGGCAAGGCGAGGGCUGCUGAAACACGUAGAGCCCGAGCCGGAGGAAGAAAUCAUCGCCGAAGACUAUGACGACGACCACGUGGAUUACGAAGCCACGAGGAUCGAGAACCUGCCACCGAACUGGUACAAAGUCAUCGACCCCAUCUGCGGCUUCCCUUACUACUGGAACAUCGAGUCCGAUCUGGUCUCCUGGCUCUCGCCCAACGACCCCAACUCCGUGAUCACGAAAGCAGCCAAGAAGCUGAAGAGCAGCUUUGACGCCGAGGACAAAGUGGAGCGCUUGCUUGAGAAGGUGGAGCGGGAGGAGGCGAAGGAUCGUCGGCACCACCGGCGGGAGGAGCUGGCGCCGUACCCCAAGAGCAAGAAGGCAAGCCAGAAGGAUGAGGAGCUGGACCCCAUGGAUCCCAGUGCUUACUCUGAUGCCCCACGGGGGACCUGGUCUACGGGGCUGCCCAAGCGCAACGAGGCCAAGACGGGCGCGGACACCACGGCUGCCGGUCCCCUGUUCCAGCAGCGCCCUUAUCCGAGCCCCGGAGCCGUCCUGCGGGCUAAUGCGGAAGCGUCCCGGGCCAAGCAGCAGGACUGAGCAUCCCCUCCCUCCCCUCCCCACCGUGUUUCAUAAUAAAGCU